AACUUUAACUAUAAAAACCGUGGUAUAUUUAUAAUCAUUAAUAAUAAACAUUUUGAUUCAAGUACCGGUCAGGAUACUAGAGAAGGUACUGAGUUAGAUGCUGAAAGAUUAGAAGAAAGGUUCCAGGAUUUAGGAUUUGAAGUACGGCGAUAUGAUGAUGUUAAAAGAACAAAGAUGACAGGUCUCAUGUAUGAUAUUGCUUCACAGGAUCAUUCUAAUAAUGAUUGUUUUGGUUGUGCUAUACUAAGUCAUGGUAAAGAUGGUAAAAUCUAUGCUACUGAUGGUAUUUUACCAUUAGAAUUAAUGGUAUUACCCAUAAAAGGUGAUAGAUGCCCAUCAUUAAUUGGCAAACCAAAAUUAUUUUUUAUUCAGGCAUGUCGAGGUAUUAAUUUAGAUUAUGGAGUAGAUAUGUCUGAUGCUAGUACUACAUCAUCUAAAGAUGAAGAUUAUACAGAUGCUGCCUCACAGACUGUCUGUAUACGUAAAAUACCUUCCGAAGCCGAUUUUCUCUUUUCAUAUUCCACUGUGCCUGGUUAUUAUUCAUGGAGGAAUAACCAAGAAGGUUCCUGGUUUAUACAAGCCUUGUGUAUUGUAUUAGAAAAUUAUGGUUUUAAAAUGGAACUAUUACAUAUGUUAACUCAUGUCAAUAGAAUUGUGGCUUAUGAGUUUGAAUCGUGUACAGAUAAAGAGUUUUCUGAUAGAACUAAACAAAUGCCUAGUGUAGUGUCCAUGUUAACUAGAUAUGUGUAUUUUCGACCUAAAAAACAGGAUAUAAGGUGA
Molecule: messenger RNA, 780 nt
Organism: Lottia gigantea (owl limpet)
Lineage: Eukaryota; Metazoa; Mollusca; Gastropoda; Lottiidae
Exons: 4
Biological process (GO): proteolysis; apoptotic process
Cellular component (GO): cytoplasm
Source: RefSeq, a predicted model, not a curated record